Drosophila kikkawai is the source of this 1267-nucleotide messenger RNA. RefSeq names its product WD repeat-containing protein 5. The record is from RefSeq and is a predicted model, not a curated record. NCBI's taxonomy places the organism in Eukaryota, Metazoa, Arthropoda, Insecta, Diptera, Drosophilidae. Gene Ontology annotation, molecular function: histone binding. Gene Ontology annotation, cellular component: Set1C/COMPASS complex.
AAGUUUGACAGAUCCUUGGCAAUGACAGAGCCUUUCUCAAUCAUCGUCAUAAUAUUAAUUUGCUUUAAAUUACUUAAAUAAUUUUAGUAGCAAGAGAAAAAUGACUGAACAAAUGGAAUCGGUGGAAAUGGACUGCACAGAGACAAUAAAUCCUGCCGAGGAACCACCGGUAACCCCUGGUAAUCAGGAAGCGGAUGAGGACAUCUUCAGGGUGCCUUUGCCCCCGAAGCCCGAUUGCCCGGGCUACGCCGUAAAGAGCACCCUGUCCGGACACAAGUCAUGCAUCACGUCUGUAAAGUUUCGUCCGGAUGGCCAGCAGCUGGUCAGCAGCUCGUCUGACACGCUCCUGAUGCUGUGGGACGUUAACACAGCCAAGUUUCAGCAAUCGAUGUCUGGGCAUAAGGUGGGAAUUAAUGAUUUGACCUGGUCGCAGGGACACCUCUUGGCCAGCUGUAGCGACGACAAGACCGUGCGUCUGUGGGAUCCUCGCCUCGGGACAUGUCAAAAGACCCUGCGAGGGCACAGCCUUCAGGUCUUCGCGUGCCGCUUCAAUCCGUCCGGAAACUUGCUGGCCUCCUGCAGCUUCGAUGAGACUGUCCGCCUGUGGGAUGUGCGAACGAACCGGGCCCUGAAGGUGGUGCCAGCCCAUCAUGAUCCCAUUACCUCGUUGGACUUCAAUCGCGAUGGCACUCUCUUCGCCACUGGGAGCUUCGACGGCCUGAUCCGCGUGUGGGACACGGCCACCUGUCAGCUGCUAAAGACCCUCAUUGACGGCGACAAUGCGCCGGUGGGCCAUGUGAAGUUCUCGCCCAACGGCCGGUAUGUCCUGGCCUCCACCCUGAACUGCACCCUCAAGCUGUGGAACUUCUUCAAGGCCAAGUGCCUGCGCUCGUACCGCGGACAUGUGAACGAGGCCUACUGCAUCAACUCAAACUUCUCGAUCACUGGCGGCAUCUGGAUUGUGUCGGGCAGCGAGGACAAGUCGCUGUGCAUCUGGAAGCUGCAGAACAAGGAGCUGGUCCAGAAGGCGGACACCGAGGGUGACCAAGUGAUCUGCACUGACUGCCAUCCCAAGGAGAAUGUGAUAGCCACGGGGGCCCUGCAGAACGGCUUUACUGUGAAGCUCUGGAAGAGCAGCGAAGAGGAGUCUCCAGCGGUUCAGUCAUAAGAAGUUUUCUUAGGAAUUAAGAUUGAUAUUAAGUUGGGAUAGGAUUGCCUUUGUUGUGGCUACGUCUGGGUUGCGGGGCAAUCGACCAAGUUAUCUCUG